This is a messenger RNA of Hippocampus zosterae (dwarf seahorse), 2404 nucleotides long. It is a transcript of the gene apeh2, whose product is annotated as S9 family peptidase. Gene Ontology annotation, biological process: proteolysis. The transcript has 21 exons. The record is from RefSeq and is a predicted model, not a curated record. Bases 249 to 2339 code for a protein of 696 amino acids. Gene Ontology annotation, molecular function: serine-type endopeptidase activity. Lineage: Eukaryota; Metazoa; Chordata; Actinopteri; Syngnathiformes; Syngnathidae.
CACCCCUCAGAAUGGACGAGGAUGGUACAGUCCGCUAGUCAAGUAAACAUGGAGCCGUUGGAAUCAAGUGUCGAUAGAAACGCCAGUGGAUAAUGCGAAUGAAUUUUUGCCCUUUAAUUUCUACAAGUCAACAUAGUUGUACCGAGCCUGUCGACUGUUUCUGUCUGCGGCCGCCCGAUGUGUGCAAACGUGAAACAUUGUUCAAGUUCUGUUGUUUCGUGUGACGUUUGUAGUCCCACCCGGAGUCCAUGGAGGCCAGACAAGUUACGAAGGUGUACGGAGAAGUCAGUUCUCUCCCCGCGCCGGUUUGUGCUGAAGUGCGCGAACAACAGCAUGAAGAAGGCAUUCGUCUCAUCACAGUGAAUGCAGGGUGGAGUCAGACUGAUGCGGUGAGAGCAUCCAGACUUUGUUACACGCAACAAUGGACUCUGAUCUCAGCCCCUGGAAACAAGCAGAACAUCAAGACAGUCCUCCCGCCAGGACCAUGUGUACCCCUGUCUGGAGAGUUGCUUAGUGCUCUUUCAUCCAUUGGUGGUUUGAGGGCUGUGGUCCGAGACACGGGUGGUCACCAGCUGCUGGAGAUUUGGGACCAUCAUGGUCUUAGGAAAUGCCUCAACCUGACUGCCCUCAACAAACAUGGCGGCGUGUACGAUGAUGCUCAGUUUGGCGGACUGUCAUGGUCAGAGUGUGAGAACAAGCUUCUCUACAUAGCUGAAAAGAUGAAAAACACAGAUGAGGAGUCUUCAUGGGGGAAGGAUAGGAAUGUAUACUGUGAGGACUGGGGCGAGGCUCUAACCAACAAGUGUACUCCAGUCAUUUGUGUGGUUAGCCUCCGCAGCGGAUCAUUGGAUGUGUUGUCGGGAAUCCCCACUGACAUCUCACCAGGACAGGUUUGCUGGGCUCCAGGAAGCCAGUCUGUGUUUUUUAUUGGUUGGUACCAUGAACCCUUCAGAUUGGGACUCAAAUUUUGCUCCAAUCGCAGGUCAGCUUUGUUCCAGCUCCACAUGGAUGGUCAUUGUGAACGCUUGACGGGGGAAAACCUUUCAGUGUCCUGUCCCAGGCUGAGUCCAGAUGGGUCUACGCUGGUCUACCUGCAGGGCCAGGUUUUUGGGCCGCACAGUCAGUGCCUCAGUUUGCAGCAGUUGGACCUAAAGAGUAGGACAACGUCCACACUCUUGGAUGUUGUCCAUAGGCCUCAGAGUGAUGGCUUUGCUGGUGUGUAUGAAGCCCUGCCCUUCAGCUGUUGGUCUGCAGAUGGUCAGAGAGUUGUGUUCAGUAGCGCCUGUCAGAAUCGCAAGGAUCUCUUCGUAGUGGACAGAGGGUCAAAGAAAGUCGUCUCCCUCUCUCGUGGCCUGCCUGAUGCUAUAUAUGGCAGCUGGAAGCUACUGACCAUCCAGAAAGACCUGAUGGUCGUGUGUUGUUCCAGCCCUAACACGCCCCCAACCAUGCUGGUGGGUUUCCUCCCUUCAGUAGGUGAAGCUGUGACUUGGCACAAACUUCAGGAGCCCAUCCAGACAUUUGACUUCCUGUGGACUGUUCUGGAAGUUGAACCUCUACCAGAAGAGGAGAACCAAAAUUAUCCUGGAUUAAAGUUUGGAGCAGUCCUUGUUCAACCAUGUGUACCUCUCCCUGGAGCCCAGACACCGCUUGUAGUCUUCAUCCAUGGUGGGCCACACUCCCAAUUUGCCGCAGAGUGGAACACCACCACUGCUGGUCUUGUCUCUCUUGGCUUUGCGGUGCUAAUGGUAAACUACCGCGGCUCGACAGGCUUUGGCCAAGACAGCAUUCUCUCCCUCAUUGGUCACAUUGGAAGCCAAGAUGUUCAAGAUGUCCAGAGGGCCGUGCUCGCUGCGUUGCACAGCCACACGACUCUUGACGCCAGUCGCGUGGCUGUAAUCGGGGGUUCCCACGGCGGCUUCCUGUCUUGUCACCUGGUGGCUCAGUACCCAGAGUUCUACAAGGUGUGUGCAGCCAGGAACCCUGUCAUCAACGCUGCCACUUUGCUGGGCACCAGCGACAUCGUAGACUGGCGUUACACCUGUGUGGGCUUACAGUACUCCUACAACCAGACACCUACUGCAGAAGCAUUGGCUGCCAUGUUGGAGAAGUCGCCUAUCAUGCAUGCUGCACAGAUCAAGGCUCCGGUGCUUUUGAUGCUGGGAGGCAGAGACAGACGAGUGUCUCCUUACCAAGGUCUGGAGCUCUAUAAAGUGCUCAAAAGUCGAGCGGCGCCUGUCAGGUUACUGUGGUUUGCAGACGAUGGCCACUCCCUGUCUAGAGUGGACACACAGGCCCAGUGUUUUAUCAACGUAGCACUAUGGCUGCACCAAUACCUCUAAAAAACAAUCACGGUCAUGAUCAUGUUCAGUGAUGGGUGAAAUGGCAUUUUACACAAACAGUGUCA